AACAAGAACGUGGCCCUAAGGAACUAUAUACACAUAAAAAAAUUCGUGGAUGGGUAGAAUGUACAGCUUGUGGAAAAUGGCAUUGUCUUUAUGGCCAACAUUUACUAAAUGAUGAAGAAGAAUUACAAUAG
Molecule: messenger RNA, 131 nt
Organism: Dentiscutata heterogama
Lineage: Eukaryota; Fungi; Glomeromycota; Glomeromycetes; Diversisporales; Gigasporaceae
Source: the annotation of a GenBank genome assembly